AUGUCCAGUAACAGCAAGAACACUACUGCUAAAGAAAUUGAUAACUUUUCCAUUCACGGAAACUCAAUCAAAGAUGUGUAUGAUGUGCCAAUGUCUGCCAUCAACAGGCCUAUUCCAUCACAAUUAGAUAAGCAAAAAGUAGAGAAUAUGAAGCAAGUAUUGCAGAUCCCAGGCAGAGAAGAGGAAUUGACACCGAUUGAUGUUCAUCAUGUCAAACACAAGGGCCAGGAUUACUAUUUUGCAUUUGGCGGCUGCCAUCGUUGGGCAGCAAGCAAAGAGCUAGGCAGAGAGACUAUCAGAGCUAAAUUGAUUGAAACGCCUGCUUCUGUUAUAUCCACCUAUAUGGGCGCUUCAUCGCCCUUUAAAGAAUAA
This is a messenger RNA of Mucor velutinosus, 372 nucleotides long. RefSeq lists its product as uncharacterized. The coding region runs from base 1 to 372 and encodes 123 amino acids. Gene Ontology annotation, molecular function: sulfiredoxin activity. Gene Ontology annotation, cellular component: cytoplasm. The transcript is spliced from 3 exons. The record is from RefSeq and is a predicted model, not a curated record. Gene Ontology annotation, biological process: cellular response to oxidative stress. NCBI's taxonomy places the organism in Eukaryota, Fungi, Mucoromycota, Mucoromycetes, Mucorales, Mucoraceae.